This is a messenger RNA of Manihot esculenta (cassava), 2048 nucleotides long. Its product is annotated as CTD small phosphatase-like protein 2. Gene Ontology annotation, molecular function: phosphoprotein phosphatase activity. The transcript has 7 exons. NCBI's taxonomy places the organism in Eukaryota, Viridiplantae, Streptophyta, Magnoliopsida, Malpighiales, Euphorbiaceae. The coding region runs from base 250 to 1698 and encodes 482 amino acids. The record is from RefSeq and is a predicted model, not a curated record.
CCUCUGAAAGCCGACAUCGCAUGUGUCUUGACCGUUCGUGGAAGUUAAGAGAGAGAAACAAAAAACCAAAGUCUUUCCCUUUGUUUUAUAAUACAGCUCAAGAGAGAGAAAGCACACAACUUCUAGAGAGAGAAAGACUCUCAGUUUUACCUUCACAGUCUCGGCUGGUGCUUGAUUGUUCAGAGAGUUUUUGUUUGCCACUGAUGUUCGCAAGUCAAGAUUGUGGUACAUAUCAUAAGAACAGAUCAAAUGCCAUCAUUAAAAAUGAAGACCAAACUAAACAUGGAUUCUUCAGGAGAAAAAAGUUGUCUGAGUGUGUGCCAAAAGUCUAGUAUGAUAUCCAAAAAAUCAGGUUCUCAUGUUGCUGUUUCUCGUCAAACAGCAGAAUGUGAUGCUUAUAUUCAGAAAUGUCAGAAUAGCUAUGUUCAAUCAAGGAUAGAUAUAUACACCCCAGAUAUUGAGUUGGAUGAAGCCAUUGACCGGCAAGAAUUUUUGGAUGAAACAAAUUCUCAGUUUCAGAAGCAUUCAACAACUUUUGCAGAUUCAGGCACCAUGGGAAGAAUGGAAUCAGCCCUUAAUUGUACAUCGAACUUGGAAACCAUUUUUUCUCCUGCUUUGGAGCCUGUUGAAAUUCAUAAUGUGCCAAAUAAAGAUGAUGAUGCAGUAGGCAGCAACAAAGAUCUGAAUGUGCCAAGUGUGGGUGCUGACGACAGUGAUGAUAACAGAAGCUCAUGCGACAAUCAAACGUGCAAUGUCUCAGAUUUCUUUAUUUCUGACAUGAUUAUUGCUGGCUUACCAUUUGAUGGUAACAGAGUUGAUGAUGAUAUUCUUGAGACUAAUCCUUUUCCUGAUUAUAAAUGUGCUGAGCCUAGUAUCUUGUUUGACGUGGCUGAGGAAUGUGUGAUGCUACCUUUUCUUGAAGACACUGCCAAAGUCAGCGAUUCCACUGAUACAAUAUCUUGUGAAGAACGCACAAUAGAUCAAGAUAAUGCUAGCUUGUACCUAGCAAUUAAUCAGAUACGAUCAUGCAACCAAGAAUCUGAUCUUAACACUGACUCAGAUCAAAUAGAAGACUUUGAUCCGCAGUUCUUUAUAAAAAAUUUGCCUGAACUAUCUGAUGUGGAGUCAAAUUUUCGCCCUACUUUAUCUACAAAGGAGUCUUGGAGAAAGAAGUCUACAACCCUGGUUCUUGAUUUGGAUGAAACUCUCGUCCACUCUACAUUGGAACCUUGUGAUGAUGCUGACUUCACCUUUACUGUGUUUUUCAACAUGAAUGAGCACACUGUAUAUGUAAAACAGAGGCCUUUCCUCCACACAUUCUUGGAGAGAGUCGCAGAGAUGUUUGAAGUUGUUAUCUUUACAGCUAGCCAAAGCAUUUAUGCAGCACAGCUUUUGGACAUACUGGAUCCAGAUAAAAAGCUUAUAUCUCAGCGGGUUUACCGAGAGUCUUGCAUUUUCACAGAUGGAAGUUACACAAAAGAUUUGACAGUUUUAGGUGUUGAUCUUGCAAAAGUUGCCAUUAUUGAUAAUUCCCCACAGGUUUUCAGGUUGCAAGUAAAUAAUGGAAUUCCUAUUAAGAGUUGGUUUAGUGAUCCAUCAGAUUGUGCACUAAUUUCAUUACUUCCAUUCUUAGAGACCCUGGUUGAUGCUGAUGAUGUCCGCCCUAUCAUUGCAAACAGAUUUGGUAACAAGGAAUAAGAGUCCUUCUUUCCUUAUUACUUGAAUAUAGCUCCUCGUCUCUCCAAUUUAUUUUUUUAAAGCAAAUUUGUCUCUAAUUUAGAUGGUCUAUCCUCUUUUUCUCUUAGGGUUUUUGGUAUAAAUUAGCUAUACAAUAAACUAGCUGUCUUAUUGUUGAGUCAACUCAUGAUGUUUGUUCCCUCACUCCUCAUUUUAGAUGACAACUUCCUGGGAGAUCUUUCUAAUUUUUCGAGAAGGUAGUUGUAGAGAAUGUUCCAUCUUAUUGUACAGUUGAAGUUGCAAUGGAAUUCAUAAGGGGGUGUAUAUGAAUUAUUAUCUUGUAAAAUAUAGUGUGCAAGCUCUUUUAGUCA